AUGAUUAUGGUAGGAGGUCAAAGGGUUUACUCCUUUGGCCAUCCUUCUGUUCACACCACAAUUGAGAGAUUUCUCAAAGAUCAGGAGAAUCCAUCCCUCGAUGAUUCAUCAUCUCCGGUGGUUUUAACAACGAGGAAUGCUACUGAGCGUAUCAUUCAUGCUCACAGAAACGCACGGCUUCAGCAGAUGUACCAGGAAAUAAUGCAGCUGGAAAAGGAAUUGGAAGCAGCAAAGAAAUGCACAGAAGUGCUGGAUAGGGCGAAGGAGGACCCAGGAAAGCAGUGGUGGAAGAGGCCUAUUGAAGAGCUUGAUCCAAAUCAGCUUAUGAUAUAUGCAAACAACAUGGAGGGACUCAUGAUGAAAGUUAAAAAGGAAAUGCCUCCGAUUUCUAUUGAAGGAGGUACUGCUCCUUUUACGGAUCUAAUUGGAAUUACUGACGUUUAUGGCCAUAUUUCUCUUAAUUCUGACAAUUUCAUGAAUCAAUUUGGUGGGAGGACUGAAGAUGGACAUGUUCCCGGUCGUCAUUGCCCAUCUGUUGCUGGCGGCAAUGAUGUUGAAGAGGAUAUUGAUCUGAACCGUUCAGCAUCACCAUCUGGAUCUGGUAGUUCGGAAAAGGAUGAUGAUGAUAAGAAAUUUGUUCGUGUUCAUCAAUUUAUUUAGGUUUAUCCAAGAUGAUGAUAGUGGUCUCAUAGUCUCUGAUGGAUGUUUUGAUUGUUGUUCUGUUGUUC
Oldenlandia corymbosa var. corymbosa is the source of this 728-nucleotide messenger RNA. The record is from the annotation of a GenBank genome assembly. Lineage: Eukaryota; Viridiplantae; Streptophyta; Magnoliopsida; Gentianales; Rubiaceae.